UUUGCGUUUCAAAACGCACUUCAAAUUUCCGACCUCAAGCCAAGUAUGAGCUCGGUGCUAUAAACGGCCCAUGUUGACAGGCUGCUCGUCCGGGUGUCGUGCCUCUCUGUCGCUCUUUCGCGCGAGAUACGGAUUCUGUUCCGUUCUCGGGCUGGUCAGUUACCAAGAAGAGGAGUGCGAAGAAAGAAGCAAGAAGAACCCCGUAUUAUCCUCCCCCGUUUCCCCGAAUUAUCCUCGCCACGAAUGAAAGGGGGUGUAUCGCGAUUAGAUCCGCGGUCGAGUUGACAAAAAGCAAAGCAGCCAGGAUACGGCGGCGACGAUUAACACGCUGCGAAAUCAACGACCCACCCGAGCCCUCCUCGGGGCUGUGCUGGAACGGAGUGAAGUGUGUGGUGAAAAGGUCGCUGCGGCUCCCCGUUUGAUCCCCAUAAAGCAAAAGUGCCGAAGACGGCUUCUUCAGGAUGAGCGAUUUUCUGAAAUCGGCCAUGAGCUACUUCAACACCGCCCCUUCGAACGGGCUGGACAACGAAUUCGUGGGACAAACGGUUGAGGUGGCGAAUGUGAAGUUGCGUAUCAAGCGUGUCAUAGCGGAAGGUGGGUUCGCCUAUGUAUUCGUGGCCCAGGAUGUACAAUCGGGUACGGAGUACGCGCUGAAGCGAUUGCUCGGUACGGACAAGGAGGAAUGCAACAACAUCAUACGGGAAAUCAACGUCCACAAGCAGGUUUCCGGGCACCCGAAUGUGGUCAAGUUUGUGGCUGCCACCUUCAUCGACCGUACGCAGACAGCCAACGCGCAGCGACGGGCCGAGUAUCUGCUGGUGUCGGAGCUAUGCAAGGGAGGCUCACUGUACGACUGCCUGGAGCAGGAUCUCGCUCCUGAAACGGUACUGCGCGUGUUCUAUCAGGCUACCAAAGCAGUCGCACAUCUGCACAGUCAAUCGAAACCAAUUAAUCAUCGCGAUAUUAAGAUUGAGAAUUUUCUGAUCGGAAGCGAUGGGCUGCUGAAGCUGUGUGAUUUCGGUUCCGCAUCGACCGACAGCUACGCACCGGACGUAACCUGGAAUGCACAGCAACGGGACACAUUGGAAGAUGCGUUAACACGCUGCACAACACCCAUGUACCGUGCCCCGGAGCAACUGGACACGUGGGCAAACUAUCCGAUCGGCAUUAAGAUGGAUGUGUGGGCGCUUGGUUGCGUGCUGUAUCUACUAUGCUACCGCAAGCACCCGUUCGAGGAUUCGGCCAAGCUGCGUAUCAUCAACGCUAACUACACCAUCCCGAACGAUAGCCGGUACGCGUGCUUCAGUGAAACGAUCCGCGGGUGCCUGCAGGUUGACCCGAACCAGCGCUUCGAUACGGCAACCGUGCUGGAGCGUUUGGCGGCGAUUGCUGAAACGAAAGGUUGGCCACUGAAGGCACCGCUUGGGCUGUCUGGUAAACCGUUAAACUCUCCACCUUCCGGUGUGACCCCGUCACCUAGUCCGGUUCAUCGAGUAUCCAAUGGUGGUGGUGGUGGUGGUGUUGGAGCAGCACCGGAAAGACCGGCACCUCCACGACCGACCGUUGGUCCACCACCGGGUGGUGCAGUUCCGGUGGGACCCGAUGGUACUCUGAACAAAAACAAGUACCCGCAGCGACCACCCGAUCCCGUGCGUGUGACAGUGAGUGGCGCAGCAGCGCAUGGAGGCAUGGUACCACCUUCGCAUCACAUCGGGGGACCAGCGUACGGACAACCAGCCGGCUCAGGUGGUGUUGUGGGCGGUGGUGGCCUGUUCUCUUCGAUUAAGGGAGGAGCAGGCAGCUUCUUGAAGAACCUGAAGGAUACCUCUUCGAAGGUGAUGCAAACCGUACAGCAGAGCAUUGCUCGGACCGAUCUCGAUUUGAGCUACAUUACGCAGCGCAUCCUGGUGAUGCCCUGUCCAUCGGAGGGCCUCGAGUCCACAUACCGGACGAACAACAUCGAAGAUGUGAAGGUGUAUCUGGAUACGCGCUAUCAACCGACUAAGCUCAGUGUGUACAACCUGGGGCCACGGAGUAGUCCGCGUAUGCCACCACCGGUGCGCACGGUCGAGGCGGGUUUCAUCUAUGCUCCGGUUCCUCCGUCCAGUACGGGUUCUGGUAAGGCACCGCUGCUCACCGGUCUGUACUCGCUGGUGGAAGACAUCUACGGGUUUUUGAGCGCUGACCCGAAAACUAUUGUCGUCAUUCAAAGCCCAGAUAGUGGUCGUGCCUUGGCGGCAACCGUGGUCUGCGGGUUACUGAUCUAUGCCGGGCUCGUUACGGAGCCAGAAGAUGCGAUGCAAAUGUUUGCGAUCCGACGAACGCCACCGAAUAUGCGUCCUUCGGAACUGCGGUAUCUGUACUAUCUGGGGGAUAUAGUGCGAUCGAUCCCGCAUCUGCCGCACUACAAACCGGUCACGCUCGUCUCGCUAGCCGUCGCACCGGUUCCGCGCAUGACGAAGGCACGCGAUGGUUGUCGGAUGUACGUGGAGGUGGCAACGGCCGAUCGAACGGUGUUCUGUACGCUGCAGGAUUACGAACGAAUGAGGCUUUACCAUUCGUCCGAGGGCAAGAUCGCUCUGGCAAUGAAUGUGACCGUGUGUGGUGAUGUGACGAUCAGUUUGUACCACGCACGGAACGCACUGGGUGGUAUAGGACGGCCUCAAGGUAUCCGCAUAUGCCAACUUCAGUUCCACACGGGCUACAUUCCGGAGGAGGAAACAUUGAUUAACUACGAUCGAUCGGAACUGGAUGAGGUACCGGAUUUGGAGCACGUACCGCAAAAGUUUUCCGUCGCGUUAAGCGUGUUCGUCGGUGAUUCGGAGCGUCCGCCUGCUUCUCAGCCACCAUGGCGAUCGACGAAAGCAUCCCGUGAUCCGAAGAUUCUGUUCGCCACCCAGCUCGAGUACGAGGAGAAUGUCGAUAAUUUCAUCACUAAACCGAGCAGCAAACCAGCAGCUAGUGCAGCGAAACCACCACCGCCUCGCCCUGCACCACCUUCUCCGCAACCUGCCCACCGGUCCGUUGCAGGGUACGGUGAAGCGCACGAGGUGAUCGCCGAUCGAGAAGCUGAUCUACUGAAUCUGAACAAAUCUGGUCAGGGAUCAACGGGAACAGGUGUAGUCGAGCAGCAGCAGCAACAACAGGAACUUCACCACCCAGUCGAACGGCCUUCGAAUGUAGAGGAAUCGUUCGAUCUUCUCGGAGGGCUAUCACCUCCGGUUGUCAAUGCACCUGCAACCGCAGUGACUGAGUCCACGGUUGGCAACGCUACUGCUACCAAAUCAGCGGUCUUGGAUGACAUUUUCGGUGCUUUCGAGGGUGUUGGACCAGCAGUCGGAGGAGCAACGCUAACAGCCACCAAGUCUAGCAGUGAUCUGAACGGAUUAAACUUGAACUUUGAUCACUUUGGUGGUGUUGCACAGCCAGCGGCUGGACCUACGGCUGGUAGUGGGCCGUUCAGUAAUGGUUCGCAGACGGACGUCAAUGCACCGAAUGCAAAUAAUAGUUUCGGGUUCGAUGCUUUUGCUGGUGUAGGUCCACAGGUGUUCUACAACAGUGCUCCUACUCCCAUGGCACAGCAGUCUCAGCAACAGGCGACGCAGCAAUCGAAAGAUCCAUUCGCAGACAUUGGCAAUCUGACGGCUGGGUUAGUUGCAGGAUCAACAGCUAAUGCCGCUGGAGGUGGUAGCGGUGGUGCUGGAUGGGGUAGUAAGGGUGGGAUGCCCUCAGCGACGACUCCGAGCCCUCGUUCAACUCAAUUCUCCAGUCCUACGCAUCACUUCAGUGGCGCUAGUACGGCUAACCCAUCGCCAAGAGCACCUUCGACACCGAACCAUCAGCAGCAGCAGAUGCGCAGCCCGAACGAGGGCCAGUCACAACGGCAACCCGAUUACAGCCGGUCGCACUUUGCUGAGCCGACGGCCAAGGGUACGACUCCGAACAAUGGUAAUGGUAGCAAUGGUAACGGGGCGACCGGUGGCCGUUCUGGAGACAUCUUCGGGGACAUUCUCGGUCAGCAGGGUUACUCGUUCGGCAGCUCGAAAAAUCAGGGCCCACGCACGAUCAAUGAUAUGCGCAAGGAGGAGCUCGUGAAGGAGAUGGAUCCAGAACGGUUGAAGCUGAUGGAAUGGACCGAGGGUAAGAAGAGCAACAUACGAGCACUGCUUUGCACCGUCCACACCGUUCUAUGGCCGGGUGCCAAAUGGACUAAAUGCGAAAUGCAUCAGCUGGUAACGGCGGCGGAUGUAAAGAAAAUUUAUCGCAAAGCCUGCCUAGCUGUGCAUCCGGAUAAGCACACUGGUACUGAAAAUGAAAGCAUGGCUAAGCUGAUCUUCAUGGAGUUGAACAAUGCUUGGACAGAGUUCGAGAGCGAUGCCAGCCAGCAGAAUCUUUUCGCCAAUUAGGUCGUCCGCCGUACUCUCGAUUAGAUCCGAAAGUACGAAAUAAGUUCGGCAAGGAACGGAACGUGUUCCGUUUGUUAAUCUACUACACCAACUCAUCACAUGCUUUGGACUGAUAUGGCUUGAAAGGGAGGUACCACAAAAUGAGAUUUUAAAACUGUUUUUUGUUUUAAACACAAUGCAAUCCAACCCCAUUUGUAGGGCUAUGAUAAUGGCUUUAGUGUGUGCGUGUGUGUGUAGAGGAUCAGAGGAGAUCGGUGUCGCGAAAAGAGAGCGAGAAAUUGAGCGAACGGGAUCUCGCUGGACCACCCUGAAUGCUUUCAAUCAAAGUAACCAUCGAAGUCGAUCGUUGGGCAGUUGAACAUCGACGAUCGAUCGUGUUAUCGACGAGUGUUGAAUUACACCCGUAAAAGGGCAAAGGAACUGAAGAAGAAACGCGACUGCUCUUAGAGGUAGACGAUCAUGUGAUAAUUUGUUCUUUCCUUAGGUCACCACUAUGACGCUUGUUGCAGGAAAUGCAUUUUGUAGUGCAUCACAGACGUAUAUAAACAUAUACAUUCUUUAUUUCCCUAUUUCUUACUUAGUUCAUAGCGUAUUUUUAAUUCCAUAUUUCAUAAGAGUAAAUUUAUGGGCUCUUCAGCUGCGUUGAAUAUGAGGAUUGCUUUACAUAUUUGAAUGAAGGUAGAGGGAGGUAUGGAUUAUUCAGAUGUUGAUGAAAUGAAUUGGAAAAUCCCAGGAAAAGGUGAUAUCGAAAGGAACGGUUAAAUUUUUGUGAUUUCAUGUGGCUCAUGUGGAUUUCAUGUGGUUGUAACGUUGGAAGGUAUAAAACAUUUUAUUCAAAAAUCCCAUCCGGCAAUGUUUUCUUUGAGAUUGAUGCCUCAAAAAUGCCUUUACGAAACGUAUUGCUGAUACUCUUACGUUUUGUUGCAGUAGCUUAAUGAUACAUCCGGAAACUUUAACCUUUGGA
Molecule: messenger RNA, 5370 nt
Organism: Anopheles darlingi
Lineage: Eukaryota; Metazoa; Arthropoda; Insecta; Diptera; Culicidae
Gene: aux
Product: cyclin-G-associated kinase
Exons: 5
Coding region: 462-4406 (1314 amino acids)
Biological process (GO): positive regulation of Notch signaling pathway; protein phosphorylation; regulation of clathrin-dependent endocytosis
Cellular component (GO): cytoplasm
Molecular function (GO): ATP binding; AP-2 adaptor complex binding; protein serine/threonine kinase activity
Source: RefSeq, a predicted model, not a curated record